Solenopsis invicta (red fire ant) is the source of this 2295-nucleotide messenger RNA. Its product is annotated as transmembrane protein 26. The record is from RefSeq and is a predicted model, not a curated record. The transcript is spliced from 6 exons. The coding region runs from base 697 to 2208 and encodes 503 amino acids. NCBI's taxonomy places the organism in Eukaryota, Metazoa, Arthropoda, Insecta, Hymenoptera, Formicidae.
UCUAAAAUAAGUAAGUAUAUUGUUUUUUCCCAUCUUGUAAAUCAACAUAUUAAAUAAGCUGAUUUCACACACAUAUUUGGAAUUUUAAACGAUACAUUUAUUUUCUAAUAAUUAAAAAAUCGUUUUCUGUUAAAAAUUAUAUAACAUAGAUUAUUUAACUUUUUAAAAUAUUUAAAAUGUGAAGCUUCAAAAAAGCAUUCACAGUGAGUUUAAUGUAAAAAAAUACUCGAACUUUUUACGCACAUUUUUAGUUAUCUGUGCAUUGUCGGUAAUUAUUGUAAAACAAAAUAUUGUUUAGAAUAUUUAGAUAUCAUUUUUUAACAUUUUUAACAUUUAGAUAUCAUUUGAAAUCGUAGAAAGAAAGAUCUAUGGGGAAGGCCGAGUCUCUUCUAGUCUGAGCGCAUGUGCGCGCGUCGCGAAUAGUAGAUAGUUCGUACUGUUCUUUACGGAACUAAACUUCGGACGCUACGCUUUCCCCAAUUACUUCCUCAUAUACUUAAUUUUAUUUAUAAUAACAAAUAUAUCAUCGACUUCUUUACAAGUAUAAAAAUGUGUGAAAUAAAUUAUAGCUAUGAUAAUUGCAAAUAUGUGUGUUAUGUAUUUAUAUUUAAUGUGAGUGACGUGUGAAAUCAUAGUUCCUUUAUAUAUAUUUUUCAAAAUACGUGCAAAUCAUAAGAAGAUUUAUAAUUAUCGGCCAUGGCAAAAUUUUUGGCGACCAUUAAGGCAAUAAUAACGCGUUUGGUAUUUGCAUCGCACGGUUUUAUCGCUAUCUGGCAAGUAACAACUUUCAAGAAAAAUCCAUAUUUCUGGUACCUGAGCUGUCCCAUCUUGUUGCUGUUCUUCGAGGGUAUUUUCACGCUCACUAUAAAGGAAAAUCAGGAAUGGAAAUGGUUUUGCCCAUCCGUAUUUUUAUAUCUUAGUAGCGUGGUACCUGCAAUCUGGUUGCUAGAACUCGAUAAAGUAGACAAGAGACUGAAAUCUCGCGGAUCGAACAUCAACAUAUCCGAGAAUUUUGAUUUAUCCAAUCUGGCGGCUAGCGAUUUGAAACAUCUGGAAGAAGCUUUAGGCGUGGAUAUUCAAUUGCCGGAUAUAAAGAUUUCCACAGAAACAUGGGUCACUCUGAUCGAACAGUUUUUAAUGCUGGUUCUGAUAAUCGGCCGAUGGAUGUUGCCGAAAGGUGACUUGACUCGAGAUCAGCUAAGCCAGCUGCUGUUGGUCUACAUUGGUACCGCAGCUGACAUCAUCGAGUUCUUCGAUUCCUUCAAGGAAGACAGGAUAGCAAGGGAGCCCGUACUCGUAUACCUGACUUUGGGUAUCUGGGCAUGGUCACUGAUGCAGUUCACGGUUGUGCUGACCGCUACCAAGUCGAGGAAGUCCCGAUUGUCGUCCGGCGUCGCCAGGAAGAAAGUCCGAACGGAAACCAGUUGCUGCAGCAUCGAUGUAUGGGGAAUCGCUUUGAACAUGGUUCUUCAAGACGGACCGUUUCUGGCAUUUCGUUUGAUAUUGAUAAUUCAUUAUCAGAUAGUUAGUUACAUGAAUAUAUUCUUCACGUGUAAGAACACAUUAGUGAUACUGCUACAAUUGUAUCGACUCUACGUAGUACAAACCGAAAACAAGAGCAAACGGAAUAAGAAAUAUAAUAAAAUGGAUGUAUCGAAUAUCAGUAUUAUUUCCCGAGGUGACAUAUACAAAGACGUGAGAAUAAAAAGUUCGCGAGAUCAUAACAGACAUAAGAGUCGACGUGAUAAGGACAUAGAAGCAAAUUACAGUGAGACUGAAGACUCCAGAGAAGAUAUCGAUAAAUUUGAUUCAUCACCAAGACAUGUCACUCGUUCCAAACGAAAAAAUCGUCAAGACACUGGAUACUCGACAUCGAGCUCUCGCAAUUCUAACAAACACGACAAAUUACAUAAGCGUGAGGGAAAGAAAAAAUCGCGUAGGGAGGAAACCAGACGUGGCACUUCUGACGAGAGGCAUAAAAGACGAGGGGACAGAAAAUCUGUUGACAAAAACGAAAGGAAAUCGAUGAAAACUAAGAAUAAUGAUGAUUCCGAUAAAAGCUCUAAUCGAAAGUUCGAUAGUGAGGAUGAGUCUUCGAGCGAAGAGCUGACCGAAAGUAAAAUUAUCAGCGAAGGCAGCGAAUCGGAAUCAAAUAGAAAGAGUUCUCGUAAGUAUACGCAUCGAAAACGCAAACAAGACAGAGAUUGACAACGGAAUUUGGGCAUCCUGGCAUUAUUAUUUAUUUAUUCUGCAAUACUAGUCAUUUACAUCCUUUUUAUACAGGCUGGAAUUAAU